AUGGCGCCCCAGACUCUCCACGGCUCCUGCGCCUGCGGCCGCAAUCGAUACGUCGUUGAGAUCCCCCAGCAGCAGGUUUCGCUCGCUGAGAUACUGUGCGACUCUACUUCUGCGUCGCGACACCAUGCAGCCAGCCCAUUGACCCUCUGGCUUCGCGUCCCACUCGUCUGGUACACCUCCGCCACGUUCGCCCAACUCCCUGACGAAGAGCGCCCCAGCAUCCUGCGCACCUUUGUCUCCCCCUUCGCCUCCAAUACCCGCCGCCAGUUCUGCGGAUACUGUGGUACCCAACUCACAUCAUGGCACGAGCGGACACAGGAAGAUGCCGAGCACAUCCAGUUGACCGUCGGCAGCCUGCUAGACGAGGACCAGGAGCUCUUGGGACAACUAGGUCUACUCCCAAGCGUGGAUAGCAGUGAUGAGGAUGCGGACGCGAUAGAUCCAAUGGAGGGUCCUUCCAGACACCCACAGUCACGAUCGGUGGCACGUUCAGGACCCUACGCUCGCGGUGCGCCGUGGUUCGAGGAGCUCGUUGAAAAUUCCAAACUAGGACGCCUCAAGAAGCAGAGGGGCGGCCACUCAUCUCGUGACGGCAAUGUCAGGGUUGAAUGGGAGGUCAUGGAGUGGACUGAGGGCGAUGAUGCAGACGAUGAGGGCAUGGCGUCGGGUAAGAGAAAGGCAGGUGAACUAGAGGGCGAUGACAUGGAGAUGAGGACGGCGUAA
This is a messenger RNA of Lindgomyces ingoldianus, 723 nucleotides long. RefSeq lists its product as uncharacterized. The coding region runs from base 1 to 723 and encodes 240 amino acids. The transcript is spliced from 2 exons. Gene Ontology annotation, molecular function: carbon-sulfur lyase activity. NCBI's taxonomy places the organism in Eukaryota, Fungi, Ascomycota, Dothideomycetes, Pleosporales, Lindgomycetaceae. The record is from RefSeq and is a predicted model, not a curated record.